AAAAAAAUUUGUUUAUUGCAAACUACAGCCUUAUAGAAAUGCUGGUGACUCCCCAGAAUGCUGGUAUGCUGAUCUUGAAGAUUCUCCAGUUACAAUUCAAGCUCCGGAAUGGACAACCAAAACAGAUUGUUUAUACUUAAACGGGAGCAGUUAUCAUGGGAACAUAUCAGUAACAUCUUCAGGUAUUCCCUGUCAGUCAUGGACAGAACAAUGUCCACAUCGUCAUACCAUGAACACCACAUAUCCAGAACUAAAUAACGCGAAGAAUUACUGUCGUAAUCCCAAGAACUCAGGACAAAGACCUUGGUGUUUUACUACACAUAGGAAGAAGAGAUGGGAGUACUGUGAUAUCCCUAAAUGUACACCAGUUCAUGGUAAUUAUGGCAACUGGUCAUUGAGCAGUGCGUGUAAUGUAACUUGUGGUGGAGGUUUUGAAACAUGGACACGAGAUUGUAACAAUCCUGGACCAAAGUUUGGUGGAAGAAACUGUAGUCAACUAGGAGAAGCCAUUGAGUAUAGACCAUGUCAAGCAACACCAUGUCCUGUUAACGGUGGUUACACCAGCUGGAGUUUGGAUGUCCCAUGCAAUGUUUCGUGCGGUGAAGGAAUGGAAAUAUGGCGACGUACUUGUGAUAAUCCAGAACCAAAAUACGGAGGAAAUAACUGCAGUGAGCUUGGAAAGUCAAUCGACUUAAAGAAAUGUACAAAAAAACCAUGUCCAGUCGACGGUAACUAUGGCAACUGGACAAGAUUGUCGCCAUGUAGUGUCACGUGUGGUCAGGGUGUUGAAAUCUGGGCACGAAACUGUGAUAACCCCCCGGGAAAAUACGGUGGAAACUGCAGUAAGCAGGGAGUGGAUCAUGAAAAUCGAAUGUGCGCGAAGAAACCUUGCCAGGUUGUCUCCCACACCAAGACGAUUGGUUUCAUCGUUGCUGCUACCUUUGUCAUAGUCGUGAUAAUCCUAAGUUUAUCUUUCGUUCGUCGCAAACGACGUGGAAAAACAGAAAUCCGUGGUCAUCAUCAGCCUCAGGAAAACGGCGAACUACUUCCCCGUGUGGCUUUUGUUCCUUCUAAUGAAAGGGCGAGUACGUCAAAGACUGGUUCUGGUGUUGUUUAUCAAAACUUGACAACUGAUGGAGACCCAAUUCCAGGCCACUCGCGUGGUGUUGUAAACGACGAAGGAGAUUACGUCAAUACAGAACCUUCGCGAAGCUCAUGGUAUGAUAGACUACAGCUUUUCGGACCAUUAGCUAUUGAUUGGCUACGAAAUGCGUGGGGGAAUGUUGACGAGGAAGGUCACCAUGUUUAUGACGUCACGCAACGUGUCAGACAGGUUUAUUCCUUACGACAAGUUGGAAACACCGCGCAGGACGACUCGGCAAAAAGAAUGGAGACAAGUGAUUCAACUUAUGAUACACCUGAAAGACCACCAGUGGUUAUAUAUAGCUCAGUGUCAAGGGAAGACUGCACCAAUGACUGA
Molecule: messenger RNA, 1480 nt
Organism: Dendronephthya gigantea
Lineage: Eukaryota; Metazoa; Cnidaria; Anthozoa; Malacalcyonacea; Nephtheidae
Exons: 8
Coding region: 230-1480 (416 amino acids)
Source: RefSeq, a predicted model, not a curated record